This is a messenger RNA of Rangifer tarandus platyrhynchus (Svalbard reindeer), 7320 nucleotides long. NCBI's taxonomy places the organism in Eukaryota, Metazoa, Chordata, Mammalia, Artiodactyla, Cervidae. The record is from the annotation of a GenBank genome assembly.
AUGGACACUGGGGACACAGCUCUAGGACAAAAAGCUACCUCAAGGUCUGGAGAAACUGAUAAAGCAUCAGGUAGAUGGAGACAGGAACAAUCAGCUGUUAUUAAGAUGAGCACUUUUGGCAGUCAAGAAGGACAGCGGCAACCACAAAUUGAUCCUGAGCGUAUCGGAAACACAGCAUCAGCACAACUCUUUGGUUCUGGGAAACUGGCCUCACCUAGCGAAGUGGUCCAGCAAGUCACAGAGAAGCAAUACCCACCACACCGUCCAAGUCCUUAUUCAUGCCAACAUUCACUGUCUUUCCCUCAGCACUCAUUGCCACAGGGGGUCAUGCACAGCAACAAGCCACACCAGAGCCUUGAAGGCCCUCCGUGGCUUUUCCCUGGCCCUUUGCCAUCUGUUGCCUCUGAGGACCUAUUUUCCUUUCCUAUACACGGCCACAGUGGUGGUUAUCCUAGAAAAAAGAUUUCAAGUCUGAACCCUGCUUAUAGCCAAUACUCCCAGAAAAGUAUCGAACAGUCCGAAGAUGCUCACAAAAAAGAGCACAAACCCAAAAAGCCCGGCAAGUACAUUUGCCCUUACUGCAGCAGGGCGUGUGCCAAACCCAGCGUACUGAAAAAACACAUCAGGUCCCAUACCGGUGAGCGGCCAUAUCCGUGUAUACCUUGUGGCUUCUCUUUCAAGACGAAGAGCAAUUUGUACAAGCACAGGAAGUCACAUGCCCAUGCAAUUAAGGCAGGAUUAGUCCCUUUCACAGAGUCAGCGGUAUCAAAAUUGGAUCUAGAGGCCGGUUUUAUUGAUGUAGAAGCAGAAAUACAUUCGGACGGUGAACAGAGUACAGACACAGAUGAGGAGAGUUCUUUGUUUGUUGAGGCUUCUGACAAGAUGAGUCCUGGCCCACCCAUUCCACUGGAAAUGGCCACCAGAGGUGGCUAUCAUGGGUCAUUGGAAGAAUCGCUGGGAGGCCCAAUGAAGGUGCCGAUUUUGAUUAUCCCCAAAAGCGGAAUUCCUUUAACUAAUGAAAGCUCCCAGUAUAUUGGCUCUGAUAUGUUACCAAAUCCGUCUUUAAGUACUAAGGCUGAUGACUCUCACACAGUUAAACAGAAACUUGCACUAAGACUGUCAGAGAAAAAAGGACAAGAUUCUGAGCCAUCUCUGAACCUUCUGAGCCCGCACAGUAAAGGAAGCACCGACUCUGGUUACUUUUCCCGCUCAGAAAGUGCAGAGCAGCAGAUCAGCCCUCCAAACACAAAUGCGAAGUCUUACGAAGAAAUUAUCUUUGGAAAAUACUGUCGGCUUAGUCCAAGAAAUACACUCAGUGUUACAACCACAAGUCAGGAGCGCGCCACGAUGGGUAGGAAGGGCACCAUGGACUCAUUACCUCAUGUCAACACCAGGUUAGAUGUCAAGAUGUUUGAAGAUCCUGUUUCCCAGCUGAUCCCAAGCAAGGCGGAAAUUGAUCCCAGUCAGACAGGCAUGCUAAAAUCCACCAAAUUCAACAGUGAGUCAAGACAAUCCCAAACGAUUCCAUCAUCUAUCAGGAAUGAAGGAAAACUUUAUCCAGCCAAUUUCCAAGGCAGCAGCCCAGUUCUACUCGAAGCGCCAGUUGACUCUUCACCCCUUAUUCGAAGCAACUCAAUGCCAACUUCUUCAGCAACUAACUUAAGUCUUCCUCCUUCUUUGAGAGGAAGUCACUCAUUUGAUGAACGGAUGACUGGCUCCGAUGAUGUGUUCUACCCAGGAACGGUAGGCAUACCACCUCAGCGCAUGUUAAGGAGACAAGCGGCUUUUGAGCUGCCUUCAGUCCAGGAGGGGCACCUGGAGGGAGAUCACCACGGCAGGGUGUCCAAAAGCAUCACAGGUCCAUCCUUGAAGGAAAAGAAAUUGAUUCCUGGGGACAGGGUCGGCUAUGACUAUGACGUCUGCCGCAAACCCUAUAAGAAGUGGGAGGACUCUGAGACGACGAAGCAAAGCUACAGGGAUGUUUCCUGCAUCAGCCCCUUGAAACAUGGCGGGGACUAUUUCAUGGAUCCCUCGGCGCCAUCCCAGGGCGUGCCAACCAUGUUUGGAACCACGUGUGAAACUCGAAAACGCCGGAAAGAAAAGAGCGUGGGGGACGAGGAGGACACCCCCAUGAUCUGCAGCAGCACGCCCUUGGGCAUCGCGACUGCAGAUUACGAGACCAAGCUGCAGAUGCAGGAAGGUGCGAGGAGUGGGUUCGGCCUGGCUGGACAGGAAAACCCUUCUCAUGGGCACUCUGAGCGGUUUGACCUGUGUCGACCCCCGCUGCAAUCUGGGAGUCCCUCUCUUGGGUCGGAGGAGUCACCCUUGGCGGCUGAUCAGGACAAGCAAUCGGACGGAGCGGGCAGGAAGCCUCCCGGAAAUGUGAUCUCUGUGAUUCAGCACACCAACUCGCUGAGCCGCCCCAAUUCCUUCGAGCGGUCCGAGUCCGCUGAACUCGCGGCCAGCGCCCAGGAGAAAGCCUCGUCACCCUCCGAGACGUGUGACAGUGAGAUCUCCGAAGCUCCGGUGAGCCCGGAGUGGGCCCCGCCCGGGGAGGGCGCAGACGGCGGGGGGAAGCCGUCCCCGGCGCCGCAAGCCCCGCCGCCGCCGCCGCCCUACCACGCGCCUCCCCGGCUGGUGCGCCAGCACAACAUCCAGGUGCCGGAGAUCCGCGUGACCGAGGAGCCGGACAAGCCGGAGAAGGAGAAGGAAACGCAGAGCAAAGAGCCGGAAAAGCCAGUGGAGGAGUUCCAGUGGCCCCAGAGAAGCGAGACCCUCUCCCAGCUCCCGGCCGAGAAGCUGCCGCCCAAGAAGAAGCGUCUGCGACUCGCAGACAUGGAGCACUCCUCCGGGGAAUCCAGCUUCGAGUCCACGGGCACCGGCCUCUCCCGCAGCCCCAGUCAAGAGAGUAACCUGUCCCACAGCUCCAGUUUCUCCAUGUCUUUCGACCGAGAGGAGACCAUGAAGCUUGCGGCGCCUCCCAAGCCGGAUGAGUUCGGGAAGCAUUCGGAGUUCUUGACCGUCCCCGCCGGUUCCUACUCACUGUCUGUCCCCGGCCACCACCACCACCAAAAGGAGAUGCGACGCUGCUCAUCUGAGCAGAUGCCUUGUCCUCACCCCACGGAGGUCCCAGAAAUUCGGAGCAAGUCCUUUGAUUAUGGGAACCUGUCCCAUGCGCCCGCAGCCGGGGCGUCGGCCGCCUCUGCGCUGUCUCCAUCCCGGGAGAGGAAGAAGUGCUUUCUGGUGCGCCAGGCGUCCUUCAGUGGCUCUCCCGAGAUCGCCCAGGGGGAGGCCGGCGCGGAUCUGGGUGUCAAGCAAGAGCAGCUGGAGCAUCUGCACGCCAGCCUCAGGUCCACGUGGCCCCACGCCGCGUGCGCCGUCCUCCCUCCCCUCCCCGCCGAGGACCCAGGGAAGCAGGUCAUGGGUCCCUGCCCCCAGCUGAGCUCAGGCCCCCUCCACCUGGCCCAGCAGCAGAUCCUGCACCUGGACGGUCAGGAAUCUCUGAGAAAUCCCUUGAUACAACCGACAUCCUAUAUUGCAAGCAAGCACUUGUCCGAACAGCCACAUUUGUUUCCCCAUCAGGAGGCUCUCCCGUUUUCUCCAAUCCAGAGCGCUUUGUUUCAGUUCCAAUAUCCUACCGUCUGUAUGGUUCACUUACCAGGCCAGCAGCCCCCCUGGUGGCAGGCGCACUUCCCCCAUCCCCUUGCUCAGCACGCUCCGAAGAGCUAUGGCAAGCCUUCUUUCCAGGCAGAAGUUCACCCCAGCUACCCCUUGGAGCCCUUGGCCGAACACACUGGAAAGAAAUCCGCUGAUUACACGCACACGAAAGAUCAAACCUACCCGGGCUAUUCAGGAACAUCAGGGCUACCCUCAAAGAACCUCCUUCCAAAGUUUCCCUCCGGGGAGAGCACCAAGUCAGCGGAUACUCCCUCUGAGCAGGUUCUUCAGGAAGAUUUUGCCUCAGCGAGCGCUGGGCCCUUGCAGUCCUUACCGGGAACAGUGGUUCCUGUUAGGAUCCAGACGCACGUCCCAUCCUAUGGGAGUGUCAUGUACACAAGCAUUUCUCAGAUGCUUGGGCAGAACAGUCCUGCCAUUGUCAUAUGCAAAGUCGACGAGAAUGUGACCCAAAGAACCCUGGUAACCAACGCGGCCAUGCAAGGAAUAGGAUUUAACAUUGCCCAGGUGUUGGGGCAGCAUGCAGGCUUGGAAAAAUACCCCAUCUGGAAAGUACCUCAGACCUUACCCCUUGGCUUGGAGUCCUCAAUCCCCUUGUGUUUACCUUCCACCUCUGACAGCGUGGCCACCCUGGGAGGCAGCAAACGCAUGCUUUCUCCGGCCAGCAGCUUAGAACUCUUCAUGGAGACGAAACAGCAGAAGAGGGUCAAGGAAGAAAAGAUGUACGGACAGAUCGUAGAGGAGCUCAGUGCCGUGGAGCUGACCAACUCAGACAUCAAGAAGGGUUUCUCCCGCCCCCAGAAGCCCCAGCUGGUUCGACAGGGCUGUGCUUCGGAGCCAAAGGAUGGCUUGGCGUCAGGGUCAUCUUCCUUCUCCUCGCUGUCCCCCUCCUCAUCUCAAGACUAUCCCUCUUCCAGCGUGCCCUCAAGGGAGCCUGGCUCCCGAGCAUCCCCCCUGGGGCAGAAGUCGUCCAGUGGGCCCUCGGAAAGCAGAGAGUCCUCAGAUGAGUUGGACAUUGACGAGACAGCCUCUGAUAUGAGCAUGAGCCCUCAGACCUCCUCCUUGCCACCUGGGGACAGUCAGCUCGAAGAGCAAGGCAAGAGCCAGAAACUACCUGCUGGUGUGCUGGGCCCCAGGGCCUCGGGCCCCGGUGGGAAAGUGGCGAAUUCAACUCUUCUUUUCACGGACGUGGUAGAUUUCCAGCAGAUUCUUCAGUUCCCCAGUCUGCGGACAACAACGACUGUGAGUUGGUGCUUCCUAAAUUAUACAAAACCCAAUUAUGUGCAGCAGGCCACCUUCAAAUCCUCCGUUUAUGCUUCAUGGUGCAUUAGUUCCUGUAACCCGAACCCAUCCGGAUUGAACACCAAGACCACGCUGGCUCUUCUGAGAUCCAAGCAAAAAAUCACUGCAGAAAUUUAUACUCUGGCUGCUAUGCACCGGCCUGGAACCGGCAAACUGACAUCGUCAAGUGCUUGGAAGCAGUUUGCUCAGAUGAAACCUGAUGCGUCCUUUUUAUUUGGCAGCAAACUAGAAAGGAAACUAGUGGGAAGUAUCUUAAAGGAAAGAGGGAAAGGAGAUAUUCAUGGAGAUAAGGAUAUUGGAUCCAAGCAAACUGAGCCUAUUCGAAUUAAAAUCUUUGAAGGAGGAUAUAAAUCAAAUGAAGAUUAUGUAUAUGUCAGAGGACGUGGACGUGGAAAGUACAUUUGUGAAGAGUGUGGGAUUCGGUGUAAGAAACCCAGCAUGCUCAAGAAGCAUAUCCGCACGCAUACUGAUGUCCGGCCUUAUGUAUGCAAGUUAUGUAACUUCGCCUUCAAAACAAAAGGAAACUUAACGAAGCAUAUGAAAUCUAAAGCACACAUGAAGAAAUGCCUGGAGUUGGGAGUCUCGAUGACAUCAGUUGAUGACACCGAAACCGAGGAAGCAGAAACAAUGGAAGAUUUGCACAAAGCAAGUGAAAAGCAUAGCAUGUCCAGCAUUUCAACUGAUCAUCAGUUCUCAGAUGCCGAAGAAUCGGACGGUGAAGAUGGAGAUGAUAAUGAUGAUGAUGAUGAAGACGAUGAUGACUUUGAUGACCAAGGAGAUUUGACACCAAAAACAAGAUCAAGAAGCACCAGUCCCCAGCCUCCUAGAUUCUCCUCCUUGCCUGUGAAUGUUGGCGCUGUGCCCCACGGGGUUCCUUCCGAUAGCUCCCUGGGGCAUUCUUCAUUGAUCAGCUAUUUGGUUACGUUGCCAAGUAUUCAGGUUACUCAGCUGAUGACACCAAGUGACUCAUGUGAAGAUACUCAGAUGACAGAAUACCAGAGGUUAUUCCAGAGCAAAAGUACAGACUCAGAACCAGACAAAGACAGGUUAGACAUCCCCAGUUGUAUGGAUGAAGAGUGCAUGCUGUCUUCAGAGCCGGGCUCCUCCCCACGGGACUUCUCACCCUCCAGCCGCCAUUCCUCACCAGGAUAUGAUUCUUCACCCUGUCGAGAUAAUUCACCAAAGAGGUGUCUGAUACCCAAAGGGGAUUUGUCACCCAGAAGACAUUUGUCACCUCGAAGAGAUCUGUCACCCAUGCGACAUCUUUCACCAAGAAAGGAAGCCGCCUUGAGAAGAGAGAUGUCGCAGAGAGAUGUUUCGCCAAGAAGGCAUCUGUCCCCAAGGAGGCCAGUGUCACCUGGGAAAGAAAUCAUGGCCAGGAGGGACCUCUCUCCCAGAAGAGAGAGAAGAUACAUGACCACCAUAAGGGCACCAUCUCCCAGAAGGGCUUUAUACCACAACCCACCGUUGUCCAUGGGGCAGUAUUUGCAAGCAGAGCCAAUUGUAUUGGGGCCUCCUAAUUUAAGAAGAGGAUUACCUCAGGUUCCUUACUUCAGUCUCUAUGGAGACCAAGAAGGUGCUUAUGAACAUCCAGGCCCCAGCCUUUUCCCUGAGGGUCCCACUGACUAUGUCUUCAGCCACCUUCCACUCCACUCUCAGCAGCAAGUGCGAGCUCCUAUCCCCAUGGUGCCAGUCGGUGGGAUCCAAAUGGUUCACUCCAUCCCGCCGGCCCUUGCCGGUGUCCACCCCCCACCCACAUUGCCUCUGCCAAUGGAGGGCUCCGAGGAGAAGAGGGGCGCCUCGGGGGACUCCUUCGCCAAGGAUCCCCAUGCAGGUUCAAAGCCGCCCGGGAAGCGGUCGCCUCACGCUCCCCAGUCAUCUGGUCCACCUAGCACGGCCUCCUCUCCACGGCUGCUGAUGAAACAGAGCACUUCAGAGGACAGCCUGAAUGCCACCGAGCGGGAACAGGAGGAAAACAUCCAGACUUGCACAAAAGCCAUCGCCUCCCUCCGGAUUGCCACAGAAGAGGCUGCUCUGCUGGGGGCAGAUCAGUCAGCUCGGGGGCAAGCGCCUCAUCAGAAACCCUUGGAAAGUGCACAGGCUAGCAUUAGACACUUUAGUGGGCCUGAGCCAGGCCAGCCCUGUACCUCAGCCACCCACCCUGACUUGCAUGAUGGCGAAAAGGACAAUUUUGGUACAUCCCAGACUGCAUUCGCUCACUCCACGUUUUACAGCAAGAGUUGUCUGGAUGACCAACAGUCGGGCUAUCAAGACAGCAAGGAAUUACCUUCAAGCACAGAGGAAGGCAAGGAAUCGGCUUCAGAGAAGAGUCAACUACAUUGA